AUGGGAAACGAAAACUCGUCGCUGGUCAAAAUCCGUCGAGGAAGCAAAGAGCCGAAUGUGAUCAUCGAGUGUGUCGACUCGCCAAGUAAAAAAGACCAUCACACUCCGGUCUAUCGAAAGAAAUCGAGGCGAAGUGUGAGCCAGUCGAGGCCCACUUCUAUUAUUGAAUCGAAACGAUCAACUAUUGUACCGCCUAUUCCUGCACUGAUAAAAGGACAACUGUCUGGAGACGAUUCGAUUAGUAUUGGAUCGAGGAAGAGUUCUGUAUCAAACUUCCGACUAUCUAGCGACGGUUCUGGAGACUCUCUGCUGAGUCCACUGACAGCUUCAUCGAACGAUCGACGACGGAGUCGAAGUCUUUGUUCGGCACAAAUGAAGGACGACGCUCAGGCAGUGGCCGCCCAACAAAACAAAGACGAAAAGAAUGGAAGUGGUGGAAGAAAGGCGUCGAGUGGUCUCGUACCCUCAUUGAAUCGUCUUCGGAUUCAGCAGUGUUUUAAGGUGGCAAAACCCUCGAUCGGCGAUGCAAUAAUGAAGAGAGCCGCCGCUUCCCGCGCCGAAAUGAGAAUUUUGUUAUCGAAAAUGAACGAAAAACAGAUUGAAUGUCUCGGCAAACAGAUGUGGGAAUUGAUUACGGACGCCGUCGAAAAUGCGGAUAAAUCGGAGAAGGUGCUAACCCACGCCCGCCAAUUCGGUGGAACCUACGCCUCCCUGUGCCCCCUUGGCUUCCGACCCGAUCUCUUCGCUCCACUCGCCGACGCCGCCAUCGCAGAAUGCGUGAAACUAGACGGCGUUCACAAGAGAUGUGAAACCCUCUCAGCAUGGAGUCAACUAUUCUCCGCUUUGUUCACAGGAGUCCGUGAUGGCUAUUAUCAGCGAGUCCGGCAUCAGAGAAGGACCUCACUUCCUCAGAAUACUAUUACGAAGCAGACUCCAUCAGCCACAAGACUCUGUCCAUAUCUCAACGGAUCGCCGGCCUUGAUGGCAAACUUAAUAGUGGGCGGAGCUUGGAAGACCAAGACGAUCGUCGAUCCGAGACGGAACUCUCCGACACGUUCUCCGGGAAGGAACGGCGCGUGGAUUUCCGUUUCGGUAUUCAUGAUUUUUUGA
Caenorhabditis remanei is the source of this 1110-nucleotide messenger RNA. RefSeq lists its product as uncharacterized. The record is from RefSeq and is a predicted model, not a curated record. Gene Ontology annotation, molecular function: oxygen binding; heme binding. Lineage: Eukaryota; Metazoa; Nematoda; Chromadorea; Rhabditida; Rhabditidae. The transcript is spliced from 7 exons. The coding region runs from base 1 to 1110 and encodes 369 amino acids.